GUUGAUUUAAGCGACUCCACCCGGUUUAGUUAUUGCGUACUUUUGUGUAUGACACAUAAUAAUUGGGGUCGUAAAGUUACUGCUUUUGUUGGUGAUUUUCAAGUACUGUUACUUUCGUAUUGAAAAUGACGUGACGGUUGUGUGCUCUUGAAAACGGCUAGAAGGUGGUUGCGAGUUUGACAGCAUCAAAACAUAAAACCAGAACAUCUAUUGUGAGAGUGUGAAGGAGUGGACCCCUAUGACCCCAGUAUGACCAUGGAGGAUGAUAAUGACACGUCUUCUGUUGUGUCGUUUGCACUUCAUGUAGUGCUUUUCCCCAUUCUAGAUGAGCUUGAGAAAAUUGACCUGUCUGCUGCGCAGACACUGAGGGCAGCGUUUGAAAAAGCGGAGAAACAGAACCCCGGAAUAAGUCAGGACAUUAUUAGUGGAAUACUCGAUGCAAGAUUGGCCGAUGUGAACCUAACAGAGUGCCUGCUCAAACUUGCUGCCCAUGACAGGGAAGAAUACACAUUGAGACGGCCGGAGAAGGAGUUUCAGAUUCUCAACAAGCAAGCCAAGGAACUGAAGAAAAUCCUGGCAAGGCUCCCCAACGAGAUUGGUGACAGGCCGAAGUUUCUACAAACAAUCAAGGACGUCGCAAGUGGAAUCAAAGAUUUAUUAGAAGCUUUGAAUAAACUCAUCAGGGAGCACGGAGGAAAUCGACUUAAAGAUCGUAAAAAGGUGCUGGAGUCGCACAAGAAAGAAUUCAUCAGCUCCUCAAAGAACUUCAGCGACACACUCAAGGUAUACUUCAGGGACGGCCACAUCACCAACGUCUACAAGAGCGCCAACCAGCUCGUCAACGACACAAAUACAAUCUUGAAGAUGCUGAAAAGUGUCGGGAAUUGAUGGUGUGAAAACAAAUGGGAUUCAGGGUUGGGGAUUGGGAGGCUGGGA
Asterias rubens (European starfish) is the source of this 936-nucleotide messenger RNA. Its product is annotated as programmed cell death protein 10-A-like. Gene Ontology annotation, biological process: regulation of Golgi organization; positive regulation of MAP kinase activity. The transcript has 6 exons. Lineage: Eukaryota; Metazoa; Echinodermata; Asteroidea; Forcipulatida; Asteriidae. The coding region runs from base 250 to 888 and encodes 212 amino acids. Gene Ontology annotation, cellular component: Golgi apparatus; FAR/SIP/STRIPAK complex. The record is from RefSeq and is a predicted model, not a curated record. Gene Ontology annotation, molecular function: protein kinase binding.